AUGGGGAUCGAUCUGAACAUGAUCGAGGAGGAGGAGGAGGAGGAGGCGGAGCACCCGACCUCACUCCAGCCACCGCAAACCCACCACCACCACCGGCGGCAGCCCCCUCAUCCUCCGCCGCCGAUAGCGGCAUCGGGCGGAGUAGUUGGAGGUUCUUCUUCUUCUGGGGCCUCGCCGCUGGUGUGCCUGGAGCUCUGGCACGCCUGCGCGGGGCCGUUGAUAUCCUUGCCGAGGAAGGGGAGAGUGGUGGUGUACUUGCUGCAGGGGCAUCUCGAGCAGCUUGGAGACGGCGGCGGCGUUGGGCUCCUCCAUUACGAUGUGCCUCCCCACGUCUUCUGCCGCAUCCUCGAUGUCAAGCUUCGCGUCGGUUUCCUAAAUGUCAUCCACAGCUAA
Messenger RNA from Phoenix dactylifera (date palm), 393 nucleotides. NCBI's taxonomy places the organism in Eukaryota, Viridiplantae, Streptophyta, Magnoliopsida, Arecales, Arecaceae. The record is from RefSeq and is a predicted model, not a curated record.